Hibiscus syriacus is the source of this 1514-nucleotide messenger RNA. RefSeq lists its product as uncharacterized. The transcript has a single exon. Gene Ontology annotation, biological process: regulation of DNA-templated transcription; chloroplast organization. Gene Ontology annotation, molecular function: double-stranded DNA binding. Bases 182 to 1339 code for a protein of 385 amino acids. Lineage: Eukaryota; Viridiplantae; Streptophyta; Magnoliopsida; Malvales; Malvaceae. The record is from RefSeq and is a predicted model, not a curated record. Gene Ontology annotation, cellular component: chloroplast.
ACCCGUAGGUAUACACUGAAAAGUGAAAACGAAGAAAAUGAUUCAAAUGAGCGGCAGCCGAGCCGGCCAAGAUGAUUACGAGUUAAGUUGAAUAUUACAUUAUUUUCUUAUCACUCUGGUUUUCAAUUUCACUCUGUGUAUUUGUUCGAAAUUAAAAAUUCUGGGUUUUGAUAAUUGAACCAUGUUUUAUUAUUUCUGCAAAACACUAAUCUCUAUUAGAGGUGGAAUCACAAGGAUUUCACCAGCACCCCUCUAUCUCAGUUUUAUUCAAAACUGUGCAGUAAGUUCGUUAUCUGUUAGAUUCAUUUCAAAGAUUCCAAGCAAUGAACGCCCAUUUACAGUUUCUUACCUUAUAAAUUCUUGUGGGUUCUCUCCAGAAUCCGCGUUAUCAGUUUCCAAAAGAAUACACUUUGAAUCCUCCGAAAGGCCUGACUCGGUUAUCUGCUUCUUCAAGAACCAUGGCUUUUCACAAUCCCAAAUCAGAAACCUCAUUAGGAGAAGACCCAGAUUGCUUUUGGCAAAUCCUGAUAAAACCUUUGUUCCUAAAUUCCAAUUCUUUCGCUCUAAAACUAUUUCAAGUUCUGAGCUUAACAUGAUCUUAUCUUCAAACCCCCAUGCUUUAGAAUGUGAUUUGGAUAACAGAAUUGUCCCCGGUUUCAAUUUCUUCAAGGAUUUAACUCAAUGUAGUGAUUAUAAGGUUUUCCUAGCUUACAAGAACUGUUCAAGCAUUCUUACACGCAAUUUGUUCAUCAUGGCUCGGAACAUUUCCUUUUUGCGAGAGAAAGGGGUGCCUGAAUCGAUGCUUGUGAAUAAACUUAUUGUUCACCCAAGAAUCUUUGCUGUGAAUCCUGAAAAAUUCAGAACAACAGCUGAAGGAGUUGAGAAAUUGGGUUUUGAUCCUUUAAAGCAAUAUUUCCUUAUAGCACUUCAAGCUUUGAUUCAGAUUAGCAAAUCGACAUGGGAAAGGAAAUUUAAUGUUUUUAAGCAAUGGGGAUGGUCUGAUGAAGAUGUUAUUUCUGCUUUUGAGAAGUAUCCGAGGUGUAUGAUCUUUUCCGAGCACAAGAUCACUGCGAAUAUGGAUUUCUUUGUCAACACAAUGGGCUGGAAAUCUUCUCGUAUUGCAGACCAUCCAGUUGUUCUUUCCUAUAGCUUGGAGAAGAGAAUUAUCCCUAGGUGUUUGGUUCUUAAGGCUCUGUUAUCCAGAGGUCUGAUCGAGGAAUACUCUUUUUGUACUUUGUUGGUGAAUACUGAAAAACAGUUCCUCCGGAGAUUUGUGACCCCUUUUCAGGAUCCUUUUCUUUUGAAGUUAUAUGUGGAGAAACAAGCAAUUUCAGAUUAGAUACCAAGAUUGUAGAUGCUAAAACCGAACAAAUGUGACUGCCCAUCGUAAAAACACCGAACAAAUGCGACUGUCCAUCAUGUUUUUAUGUAAGUUUUGGUCUUCUUUGUUUAGAAUUGUUGUAUGAUUGGUUAAACUUUUUUCGGCUAUUAAUCAUUCAGUGAAUUGAUUAACC